Molecule: messenger RNA, 828 nt
Organism: Archocentrus centrarchus (flier cichlid)
Lineage: Eukaryota; Metazoa; Chordata; Actinopteri; Cichliformes; Cichlidae
Product: gap junction beta-2 protein-like
Exons: 6
Coding region: 36-803 (255 amino acids)
Biological process (GO): cell-cell signaling; gap junction-mediated intercellular transport
Cellular component (GO): connexin complex
Molecular function (GO): gap junction channel activity
Source: RefSeq, a predicted model, not a curated record
UUUCCUGCAAACAUCCUGACACUGAGGACACAAGGAUGUCUUGGCCUGCCCUGUACGCUCAGCUGGUCGGGGCGAACCGUCACUCCACCAGCCUGGGUAAAACCUGGCUCUCUGUGCUUUUUAUUUUCCGGGUCAUGGUGCUGGUUGUUGCUGCAGAGAGCGUCUGGGGGGACGAGCAGUCUGACUUCACCUGUAACACACUACAGCCUGGCUGUGAGAACGUCUGUUACGAUCAGUUCUUUCCCGUCUCCCACAUCCGUCUCUGGUGUCUUCAGCUCGUCUUUGUCUCUGCACCGACGCUCCUGGUUGCCAUGUAUGUGGCCUAUCGUAACCACAGAGAUAAGAGGAAGCUCCUUCAGAGUUCUGGCAGAGCUGGCUUCCUCAGCACAAAGGGCCUGGAUGAGGAGCUGGAGACUCUGAAGAAGCGAAGGCUCCCGAUCACUGGUGCCCUCUGGUGGACAUACGCCUGCAGUCUCGUGUUCAGGCUGCUGUUUGAAGCAGGAUUCAUGUAUGCCCUGUAUGUGGUGUACGAUGGCUUCCAGAUGCCACGGCUGGUGCAGUGUGAUCAGUGGCCAUGUCCUAACCUGGUGGACUGUUUCAUCUCACGUCCCACUGAGAAAACCAUCUUCACUGUUUUCAUGGCCACUGCCUCGUCUAUCUGCAUGGUCCUUAACGUGGCUGAACUUGUAUAUCUUGUCGCCAAGGCUGUCAACAGGGGUCUGUGUGAUCAGAGAGAGAGGAAAUCAUGCAGCAAAGAGCGGAUGCGGAACAGGACCAACCAGAGGUCACUUGUUUCAACCUGAGAACACAGCAAGAAGACGGAGGGUG